GUCCCUUAGACUGUAUGGGUUUAUCUCAGGCUGCUCUCAGCUCCAUGUCACAGCCACAGCUCACAGCUCACAGUCAGCAUGUUUUCAUGUUGGAGAAACUUUAAUAUAAGUCGCAGAGUUACUUCCGGUGCAGCGGACUUGUUCUCUCUGCGGACACGUCAAACUGCGUGUGUGUGCAGCGACAGACGAGCUGUGUGCAUUAAUCCCAACAGACUGAGUUCAGGGAAACGGUACAAUGUGCCACCGAGCGCAGAGUUUGUCGCCAGGGUGUCGGGGAUCCCCACCAUGGCCAAGUUACCUUUCCAGGACACAGCCGAGGGGCUCGAUGCGGCGUUUGUCGGAGUACCGAUUGAUACCGGGACCUCCAACCGACCCGGAGCAAGGUUUGGUCCGAGGCAGAUCAGGGUAGAAUCUGCCAUGCUGAGAUCUUAUAACAGCGGCACCAGGGCGGCCCCUUAUGAGUCCCUCAUGGUGGCUGAUAUCGGGGACGUCAAUGUGAAUGUGUAUGACCUGAAAGACACCUGCAAACGCAUCAGAGAGGCCUACAGGAAGAUCCUGGCUACUGGCUGUAUUCCUCUGACUAUGGGUGGCGAUCACACUAUUGCAUAUCCCAUCCUGCAAGCUGUUGCUGAGAAGUAUGGCCCAGUGGGUCUGGUCCAUGUGGAUGCUCAUGCUGACACCAGUGAUGUGGUCCUGGGGGAGAAGAUUGGACAUGGGACUCCGUUCAGACGCUGUGUGGAGGAGGGGCUGCUGGACUGCAAGAGAGUGGUUCAGAUCGGCCUGCGUGGUACAGGCUACUCUGCAGAUUCAUACGAGUGGAGCCGGGCGCAGGGUUUCCGUGUGGUACAAGCGGAGGAGUGUUGGUUCAAAUCUCUCGCUCCUCUGAUGGCUGAGGUCCGAGCUCAGAUGGGAAAAGGUCCAGUGUAUUUCAGCUUCGACAUCGAUGCUCUUGACCCGGGUUUCGCACCUGGAACAGGCACACCAGAGAUAGCAGGCCUCACUCCUAUACAGGGAGUUGAGAUUAUUCGAGGCUGCCGUGGUCUGAACCUUGUUGGAUGUGAUCUGGUGGAGGUUUCUCCACCCUACGACACCACAGGGAACACUGCACUGACUGGUGCCAACCUCCUUUUUGAAAUGUUGUGCGUCCUCCCAAAAAUUAAAUACUACUGAUCAGUACAGACCACACAGAGCAGAAUACAACAGGUAGUUUGUUAAUAAUGAAUGUAGACGCCACAUGAGCCUCUUCUACAAUUUAAACAUAUUACAUUUUAUUUCAGCUGUUAAGAACAUAAAUCCACUAUUGACGAUAAGUUGAAACACUCGACUGUAGCAGACAUCACGUGCGCUAACUUGUAAAAAGAUUUUUGAUAAAUCCAUGUAUAAUAUUCUUCUGAUCUUUUAAGUUGCCUUUUAAUAAAUGAUCUCAGGUCCUGUACUGUAGAUGACAUGAUUAUCUCAUGUACAACCCAAAGUGCCAAAAAAUACAGUGUUAAUGACAUUUUUACACUUCAUGUUGACAAAUCAGUGAAUAAAUCAAGCACAUACGAAGUUUCA
Epinephelus fuscoguttatus (brown-marbled grouper) is the source of this 1554-nucleotide messenger RNA. It is a transcript of the gene agmat, whose product is annotated as agmatine ureohydrolase (agmatinase). The record is from RefSeq and is a predicted model, not a curated record. NCBI's taxonomy places the organism in Eukaryota, Metazoa, Chordata, Actinopteri, Perciformes, Serranidae. Gene Ontology annotation, molecular function: agmatinase activity; metal ion binding. The transcript is spliced from 7 exons. Bases 79 to 1170 code for a protein of 363 amino acids.